Messenger RNA from Cylas formicarius (sweet potato weevil), 4952 nucleotides. RefSeq names its product steroid hormone receptor ERR2 (gene ERR). The record is from RefSeq and is a predicted model, not a curated record. Gene Ontology annotation, biological process: regulation of DNA-templated transcription. Bases 1710 to 3017 code for a protein of 435 amino acids. Gene Ontology annotation, cellular component: nucleus. Gene Ontology annotation, molecular function: steroid binding; zinc ion binding; sequence-specific DNA binding. Lineage: Eukaryota; Metazoa; Arthropoda; Insecta; Coleoptera; Brentidae. The transcript is spliced from 8 exons.
AUGGUCAUAUUUAAAUCGAAAGAGCUUUUAAAUACAUUAUUUGAAGCUUGAGUAAAAAAAAAAAACGAAAAUGCCACUUUACUAGUUGCACUUAGAUUUUUUUCAAUUUUGUUGGGGUUGUGUUAGCUGUAGUUGACGUGUAUGCCAUCCUCUUAGGGUUGAAGUGCGCCUCUGUAACCAUUUUUCUGUGAUGUGAAUAUGAAUUAGCUUUAAUGGCAAGUGUUUCCAACAUAAUUUUGAUACAUCUUGUUGUCCACCCGGUUAAGUUUGAUGAACUUAGACUGGAAACCUAAUAUAAAACACUUGUUCAAAUGCGCAUUUCCCAUAAACGGGUUUCAGUCCAAUCUCCUUAUGACGGCCAUACCAUGAUCGUUUUGGGGUUAUUGAGGGUCUGUUGAUCACCAUGUUGCAUAAAAAUUAUGCAAAAUAGUACCGAUCUCUGAAGAGAUAUUAAACCAUAGCAUGAAUCGAGAGGGAGGUGUAAGUCAUUCAAAAUUACAGGUGCGCGAAUGAAUCAUAAACUUUCAGGAAAUUGCAACACCGCUUGUCUCUUGAAGUAUAUCGAAACUGCGGUAAAUGUAAAAUAUGAAAAAAGACUUCCUUCAGUUGUACUGUAAACCCACAGUUGACGAGGUAGUCGAUUUUAGUGUUACAAUUAUGAACAAUAAAUUAAAGUAUAUCUUUCUUACGGUUUACGGUCUUAAGUACAAAGAAAGAUGAAAUGUACUUAUUUGUACCACGCGACAGAAGUUUUUUUUCUGCAUCAGCUUUAAACAUAGUAAUUUGUUUUUUUAAUAUAGUACGUAGUAGAUAGGACCACCCCAUUUUUUGAACUAUUUAGUUUGUUGAAACUAUGAAAUAGAUAUGUUUUAUAUCGAAAAAAAUAUAUUCCAAUUUCGAAUCGAAAAAUUUAAAUAAAAGUAGGGGUUCCGAUUCCAAAAAAAUGAGAAAAACGCAAUUUACUUAGAAAUAAAGCAAAAAACUUCAAUUAUUGAAUAAUAUAAAAAUAUAUUGUGAAAUAAGUGACAAAUUCUCGUUUUAUUGUUUCCAUAGCUGUCAUUUAGCGGCCAUAUCCGCUAAACAUUAUUUCAAAUUGUCACGUUGACAAUACUUUGGUUUAACUAGGAAGUCACGAACUAAAAUAUCAAAAAUUAACUCCGAUUUUAGACCAAACUAGUUUAACCCAGACUGAGCUCCUUUUUUUGCUCUGACUGUUUGCUUGGCUAUGAGUUGCACAAAAAAUAGCGAAAUAACAUCUCAUUAGAGCAUAUUAGGUUUCUGCCAGGUUCAAGCAAGCGCAACAUGCUUUGUAACUAACCGCGGUGCGCGUAUUGCAAUAUAUAUGUCUAUUUUCAAAUUAUUUUCGUUUGUUUAAAAAUAUAAUCAGUCCAUAUCUUAUCUUCAAAAAUGUUAUUUUACAUAUUUAAAGUGGACAAGUAGUAUUUUUAUGUGUGAACUGAAGUUUGCCUUUGUUUCGCAGGACUUUUCUCUCGUUUUCUGACUUGCACGUAUAAAAAGUUAUUGCAAAAGGAUGUGAUUCAUUGCAGUAAAAGCACAGUUUCAAAAAAAAAUAGUUGUGAUUUUUGCACCAGAAUAAUCGACAGGAAAAACUUACACGCAGAUUUUUGAAUGCACUUUUCCUGUAUGUGUUGCUUUUUGGAAGCUUUGAAGAUGGAUGGUUGGAUGCAAGAAAUGGUAAGGUAUCCAUUAUGACUGAUCCGGGUCACGCUCCUGAUAGUAAUCCAACCAUUAAAAAGGAGCUUGAAGGAUUCACAGAUUGUUCGCCAUCAGAUAGCAACAUCUACUCGCCCACUGCCACUUCAACAGUAAACGAUUCGAGUCUACACUCCACUGACAUAAAAGACAUACAGUACCAUGAGAUAUAUGACUCCAAACAUCGAUCUUCUGCAAGUCCAGAACGACAGUACUGUUCAUCGACCACACAACCUCAUAUGGAUACAGGGAUGGGCCUUGUUCCGGGUGAUUCAAAAAAUGACGACGAUUCUCCAAGAAGACUGUGUUUAGUGUGCGGAGAUUUUGCCUCUGGUUUUCACUAUGGAGUGGCAUCGUGUGAGGCUUGCAAGGCAUUUUUCAAAAGGACAAUACAGGGCAAUAUUGAGUAUACCUGUCCUGCGUCUGGUGAAUGCGAAAUAAACAAAAGACGAAGGAAAGCCUGUCAAGCCUGUAGGUUUAGGAAAUGUUUGAGAUCCGGUAUGCUAAAAGAAGGAGUUCGACUGGAUAGAGUGCGCGGCGGACGACAGAAGUAUCGCCGAAAUCCCGAAAGUCCCUAUCAGGUACAGGUCGUUACUGCACCGAGACCUCAUCUUUUACUUGAAGAUAUUAAAAUGUUGGAUGCACUUAUAUCAUGCGAACCCGAUUGCCUGGAAAUCAACACGGUAUUAGAAAGCUCGAAGCACAGAACGUUGUCUAUUUUGAGCGAUCUGUACGACAGAGAGUUAGUUGGCAUUAUUGGUUGGGCGAAGCAAAUACCUGGCUUUACGGAUCUGUCACUUAACGAUCAAAUGCGACUUUUACAGAGUACUUGGGCCGAAAUAUUGACCCUGACGUUGGCGUUUCGUAGUCUCCCUAUGAUUAGUUUGGGCCGGUUAAAGUUCGCCACAGAUUUUACGCUAGAUGAGAAGCAGUCUAAAGAUUGCGGCGCUUUAGAGCUUUAUCAGACAUGCUUCCAUAUUGUUGAGAGGCUUGAAGGUUUGGCGAUGCUGAAGGAAGAGUAUUACUUACUGAAAGCUCUUGUUUUAACAAAUUCCGACGUAAAAUUGGACGAAUAUCAGUCAUUGAAAAAGUUUAAGGAUGCAAUAUUGAGUGCGUUGUCAGAUGCAGUUGGAAUAUUAAGACCAUCGACCGUGUUUAAUCAAAUACAGCAACUGCUGCUUUGCUUGCCAUCAUUGCGACAGGCCGAUCAUAUAGUGAGACGCUUCUGGACGAACGUACAUCAGCAAGAUCUCGUGCCAAUGAACAAACUAUUUCUGGAAAUGUUGGAAGCAUAUAGUCGGUAGCCCUUUUAAUUAUUAAAAAACUUGCAAGAAAACUGGUUUCCGAUGUUUAACACGUUUUAGUGUUUUUACCUCAGUAUUUGGGGACUUUUUGUGUUACGGUUAUUUUUUUUUAUUUGAAGGGUAAGUUUGUUUCGUAUUGAUUUUUGGUUGAAAGCAGUUUGAAAUGCAAUUUGAAAAACGGGUCAAAAUGGUUGUGAGUUUGUGUAUAACAUAUUUGCUGUGAAUAAUUCUUAAUAGGUUUGCUCCUUUUGAUUAUCAUUCUGGUGACAUUAUCGUGGGAUUUAUGCUUCCAAUUUAAGAAAAUAACGAAAAUAAUAAUUAUUUUAUAGUUCCUACAGGAAACGACGCACCUAACACAAUAUAUUCCAUAACUUCAUGCCAGGACUUAUGUUAAUUAAAAUCGAGCAGGGUAGAAGGAGAAUAAAGAUCUCUACCAAACCAUUUAGAUAAAAAUGGUGGUGAUGGAGAUAAAAAAUACAUUAAAAGCGGGUAAAAUCAAGGGAGCUGCCCAAUAUCUUCUUGUUUCUGCUCUUUCACUUUUAUGUUUCUUUGCUGAUGUGCCCUGGUCUUAUUCGUCCAGUAAAGUAAAAAUUAAAUUUACGACAAUACAGUUGUUUUCGGUGAUUUUUUUUUUCGGUGAAUCCAAUUAGGAAAAAAAAAAUUGUAGAAUUGUGAUCUUACCUCAAAAGUUUCAUCGAAUGACUACCCUGAACCACCUUUAAUUGGUGAUAACUGAUAGUAAUGUUACAUAUUUACAAUUAUAGAAUAUUUUCAGAUUUAGUGAGCUUUAAAAUUUUUUAUGAACGCAAACUCAAAAAAUGUUGGCAAAAAAGCGAAUUUAGUGCCGACUUCAGGAAAUAUUUAGUAUUCCGGCACUAGUUCCAUGACUUGAGUGUGAAGUUUUCAACCCAGGUAAAUUUUGCAUGCUUCGGUAGCGCCUGAUACAGUCAAGAAAUGAAAUAAAUUUAAAGGCACCUUAACUGAAAGCUCAAUAGAUGGUUAAAAUAAUGAUGUGAAAGGAAUGGACGUCGAGGAAAUUUUAACUAAAAAGCUCAAUAAAAGAAAUAUAAGACUAACCUUUGCUGGUUAGGGGUUAUAUACAAAGUUGCGCUUAAACUGGAUUCGACGUUAAAAACAAACACACUAUUGCCAUGUUUGUUAUACUUAUUCUAUGUGUAGAAUGAAAUAAAAUCCAGUCAUCAUAUGAUCAGACAUGUUGUCUUAUUGGUAAGAGCCAUUUUUCUUGCAAAAUUAACGGGAAAAAUAAUUUGCUGGUGUAUAUUUUUUAUAAUAGCCAAAGGAGUGGGUGUAAUUUGUUCAGACUAUGUGUAAAUGCUGUUUGAUGACGUCCCAUUUCGUCGAUAUAUUUCCGUAGAUUUGCAUUGGCAUUUGGUUUUAACUUACGUUGGAUAUACUUAUUCAAAAAUUAAAUAUCAAUAAGCAUUUUAUCCUAAAUCAGUGCCUAUUAAAUUAUGCCAAAAUUUAUUUUCCAAAACAACAUUUAGGCAUUUGUUAAUUAUUUAUUUUAGAUAUGGGAACUCCUCAAAAUAGUACUACAGCAGUUAUUAAUUCAGUGAUAGCCACAAGUAUGUAGGUUCCUUAAAGAUUUUAUUGUGUACAUAAUGUCAAAGAUAUAUAUUUUUAGUAGAGGUUUAUAUACAUUUUAAAUACUUUACGCUUCAUGGCAUCAUAACUUGUGCAUUUUUUUAUAUCAGUGAUUUACCUCAUAGUUUUUAAUAAUAUUUUUGACAGUCUGGCAGAUUUAUUUCAUCCAUUGUAAUUGCAAUGUGAUUUAAAAAAGCUUUGGUUUUUGCAAAGUGAUUUGUUAUUAAUUGUGUAAGGUUUAACGGACGAGAAUAACAGUUGUAGCACAUCUCAUAAUGUACUUAUUUACUGUGCAUUGUUUUAAUACAUAACAAUAAAAAAAAUUGUGGU